Molecule: messenger RNA, 1655 nt
Organism: Echinops telfairi (small Madagascar hedgehog)
Lineage: Eukaryota; Metazoa; Chordata; Mammalia; Afrosoricida; Tenrecidae
Gene: YPEL4
Product: yippee like 4
Exons: 5
Coding region: 365-748 (127 amino acids)
Source: RefSeq, a predicted model, not a curated record
CUCUGGCCCCCCAGCAGCUGGUCAGCUUGGCAACCGCCCCCCCGCCCCGUCUUGAAGCCCCUAACUAGUCCCCUAUCCCUCCCCCUCCCCCAUUGAAGGAGCAGAAAGAGAAGCGAGAAGAGUGAGCUGAGAGAUUGAGAGAGAGGGAGAUAGACGGAGAUCUCGGGAGCAGACCGCAAGGUGAUUCCCUUUUCUGUCUGGUUCUCGUCUGGGGGGGCCCUGGCCGGGCAGCCCCCCCACAUUUCUCCUGCCCUGAAACACGGCUCUAGCCAACCUGCUCCGCUGCUUCACCUGCGAUCGUCUGUGUGGGGGCUGCACGGCGCCAGCCCCUCCAGCCCGCCAAGGCAUCGCGCUCCAACCUGUCAUGCCCAGCUGCGACCCCGGCCCGGGCGCUGCCUGCCUCCCCACCAAGACUUUCCGCAGCUACCUACCCCGCUGCCACCGAACUUACAGCUGCGUCCACUGCCGUGCGCACCUGGCCAAACACGAUGAGCUUAUUUCCAAGUCCUUUCAAGGGAGCCAUGGCCGAGCGUACCUGUUUAACUCAGUGGUCAACGUGGGCUGCGGGCCAGCUGAACAGCGCCUCCUGCUCACGGGGCUCCACUCGGUAGCUGAUAUUUUCUGUGAGAGCUGCAAAACCACGUUGGGCUGGAAAUAUGAACAAGCAUUUGAGACGAGCCAGAAGUACAAGGAAGGGAAGUACAUCAUUGAAAUGUCCCACAUGGUAAAGGACAACGGCUGGGACUGAGGGGCUCAAGCAGGCUAUGCCCUUCCUCCGCAUGCCCCAUCCUCCCUCUCACAUGCCCCCUGGUCCUGCCAAGCUGUCCAUACCAGCAUGAGUACUGUCCACCCCUGGGGGAAACCCGGCUCCAAUCAGCCCCUCCCCUGCCCUCACCUCAUCACUACCAGACCCCUUGCAGAAAAGGGGCUUGGAGUAUCCCAGGGGUGUUCAAGGCUCAGGGGUGGGCGGCCAUCAGGGAGACACAGACCGGGGGAGAAAAGGGGUGGCUAUGGGACCCCAAGGUCCGGAAUAUUAAGGCAGUGACCAGGUGUACUCAGGCAGAGGCGGCCAGGGGAGGAGUCAGCUUUUGCCUCACCAGCUCUUGACAGAACAGAGGACAACCUUGGCUCACAGGGCCGGUAGGACCCCGGCCACAGGAGAAUAGCAGAUGAGGAAACGCUUGGGUUCCAAUGGCAUGUGGGCCUCAGACACCAGGAGGGCCCAGACUCCCACAGAAGGGGAAGAGUUUCCCACCCCACCCCCAGUCAGUAGGUCGCAGGAGGACUUGGGGGUGGAAGGAGAAAUCACAAUCCCAGAUUCUGGGAAAACAUAAAAAGGCUCAGAGGGGUUUCCAUUUCACGCCACUUGGUAGUUGAUCUUGGCACUAAAAAGGCACUUUGAGUAGCUAAUCUGUGCUGUGGGACAGAGGAGACUGCCCCGGGGAAGUGCCCGCCCCCCACCUGUGUUGGCUGUCCCAGAGCAGGCAGUCCUGGUGGACAUUCCCAGGCCCUGCCACUGCUCCCUGGAGGGAAAAAGGGAGAAUCAGUGCUACGGGGCCGGUCUUUCCCGUGGCUGCCACCAGCGAAUGAUACUUUUGUAUGAUACAUAAAAUGUUUGGGUCUAUUUUUAAUAAAAAGGGGAAAAGCAACCUUGA